AUGUCACUCUCUUCAUUCGUACUUGGUCCGCCUCCAGCUUCCUGGACUAACGAUGCAAAUUUUCGUAGUCACGCUCAUGUUUUGCCUUUUGAAAAUUUGACAGAAUGUAUAGUUAGAAAAAUCGAACCCGUUGGUCGUCAUUUUCUCGGCCAUGCGCGCCGGAAAUUGCAUAACCACUCUUUUACAGAAGACCAGCGCAUUCAGGCUGAAAAAGAGACAGACAAAACACAAGAUUCUGUCCUAGAGGAUUCUGAAGAGGAAACUACCGAGUUGCUUUCAAGAGACCCGAAAGAUUGGAAGGAUCAGGAUCAUUAUGCUGUUCUAGGACUUUCUAAAUAUAGAUGGCGAGCGACCGAGGAGCAAAUAAAGCUAGCUCAUAGGAAGAAAGUUCUUAAACAUCAUCCUGAUAAAAAAGCUUCUAGCGGUAAUAUGAACGACGAUGCUUUCUUUAAAUGUAUCCAAAAAGCACAUGAGAUUCUAUCUGAUCCUGUUAAACGGCGACAAUAUGAUUCCGUCGAUUCGGAAAUCGAUGAUUCUCCGCCCAGUCUAAAAAUCAGAGGGGACUUUUUUGAGAUAUAUGGUCCGGUCUUUGAACGUGAAGCUAGAUUUUCUAACAAGACACCUGUGCCAUUAUUGGGUGACAUUAAUACUAACAAAGAAGAAUUAGAGGCAUUUUAUGACUUUUGGUAUAAAUUUGACUCGUGGCGAUCGUUCGAAUAUUUGGACAAAGAGGAUGCUGAUAGCACUGACAACCGUGAUGAUAAACGUUAUCUUGAGAAGAAAAAUAAAGCGGAGCGAGCAAGGCUUAAAAAAGAAGAUAACGCGAGACUUCGAAAAAUAGUCGAUAAUGCGCUAAGUUCAGAUCCUCGUAUACAAAAAUAUAAAAAAGAAGAGAAAGCAGCAAAAGAAGCAAAAAAGCGAGAAAAGGAAGAGGCAGCUAAACGCGCUGAGGAAGAAGCAAAAAAGCAACUUGAAGAAAAGAAAGGAAAAGCGGAACAAAAUUACUUUUAUCCCAAUAAUGAAAAUCCACCGGUGGAUGUAAUUGACGUCCAGCUUUCUGAAUUAGAAGCUUUACUUGAAAAUAUGAGUGUUGAAGAGCUACAACACCUAAAAAACCAAUUAACCGAUGCAAAAAACAAAAGUGACGCUAAAAACAUUCUCAAAAGAGAGGCAAAAAGGCUUUUGAAAUCGGGAAUUCUCGCAGCUGACGUUAUCAAAUAUUUCGUUAUUGAGGAAGAAUCGACAAGCAGCGAACCCAUUAAUGAAAAGGUGGACAUUAAUAAGCAAGAACAAAUAAAGCAAGAGAACCAGGAAAAUAAAGAAUCGAAAGAAAUAAGAGAAUGGUCGGUUGAAGAGAUUUCAUUAUUAAUUAAGGCGGCAAAUAAAUUUCCUGGAGGGACAUUGAAUAGAUGGGAGACUAUAAGUGAAUAUGUAGCUUAUCAUGCCAGAUUACCUCCACGGAAUAACGAAGAACUGAUUCAAAAAUCUAAGGACGUAAAAAAAGGCACAAUUGCAUUAGAUGAAGAGGCAGUGCGAAAAUUGCAACAUCAAAAGAAGCAUGCUGAUACUCGGAUAACCGAAGACCCUUCAAUACGAGAAGCGACCAUUAAUUACGAUGAUCCAAUAUUAUUAGCAACCGAAAAUAAAUCAAAUCCUUCCAAAUCAAAAACAUCAAAGAAAAAAUCGAAAACCAGAACUAUCGAUAAUACUUCUACUUCAACGAACUCAUCUACACCCACAUCAACUGAUACAAUAACAAAGUCUACAUACAUAGGGAAUGAUUUGAUCAAAAAAAAUCAAGUCACCAAAGAAAACGGGACAGGUUCAGCAACCAAACCCGAAGAUUUAACUGAAAUUACAUCUACACCUACUACCAAUAACACUUCAGCAACAACAUGGACUGCGGAACAGCAAGCUCAAUUAGAGCGAGCCCUCCAGGCAUAUCCACCCAGUUGGAAAGGAAAUGGGGAUCGAUGGGAUAAUAUAACUAAUGCUGUAGAGGGCAAAACGAAGAAAGAAUGCAAAUUACGUGUCAAGUUUCGAGAGUUGUCUAAACUCUAUUCUAUAGAGACAGGACAUGUUUCUAUAAAAAGGAUUGUACAACUCCUAAACGAUCCUGAACGAUAUCUGGUCGAACAAGUAAAGGCGAAAAAAGCCGCAUCUGGCGGAAAAUAA
This is a messenger RNA of Ambispora gerdemannii, 2175 nucleotides long. NCBI's taxonomy places the organism in Eukaryota, Fungi, Glomeromycota, Glomeromycetes, Archaeosporales, Ambisporaceae. The record is from the annotation of a GenBank genome assembly.